This is a messenger RNA of Acanthoscelides obtectus, 280 nucleotides long. The record is from the annotation of a GenBank genome assembly. NCBI's taxonomy places the organism in Eukaryota, Metazoa, Arthropoda, Insecta, Coleoptera, Chrysomelidae.
AGAGUACCGACAUAGCCCAGCUAAUGUUAUUGCUCAGCUGGUACAAAGCACGUCCACAUGUAAGGAAGUACUUGAUUCUGAUGAUAAUGAGAGCUCAAAAGCCGCUGACCCUGUGUACAGCCCUAGGGACUGAAAUCUCUUUAGAGACAUUUCUCAAGAUAGUGAAUUCUGCAUAUUCCUACUUCACUCUGCUUAUAUGCAUGGUAAGAUAAACUGAGAGACCGGUUCUGAGAUUUUAGAAUUAGAUUAUACGUUCGUAUUAUAGGCACUAGGAAAUAUU